AUGGUUACUCCAGUGUUCUCCAUACUGGGCUACAUCUACUCUCUGAGCCUCCUGCCUCUGCUGCUGCCUGGUUCGAGCCAGGGCAGUCCCAUCAUGUCACCUGAGGAGUUUCGAAGGGGCCCUGGGGCUAGAGGUCUGGUGGAUACCUCCAUAUUGGAGCAGAAUGAAGACCUGGAAAUGCAGGACUUUCGGGGUCAGUUUCUGUCCACAUUGAACCUCACAGAGCUGGGCCCCCGGCCAAGGCCCCGUGAGGCCCGUAAAGAGCCACCAGAAUACAUGCUGGAACUGUACAACCGCUUUGCCAACGAUCGCACGGCCAUGCCCUCUGCCAACAUAGUGCGUAGUUUCAAGAAUGAAGAUUCCUCCUUCUACAGUGUGACGGUCAGGGGCGUGAGGACACACCCCCUGCUGUUCAACAUCUCCAUCCCCCACCAUGAGCACAUCCUCACCGCCGAGCUCCGCCUCUACACCCUGGUCCAGAGGGAUCGCAGAUGCUACGCCGGCCUUGAUCGCAAGGUGACCAUCUACAAGAUUCACGAGGGGGGGCACUGGAGGAAAGAAGAGGGGAGGGACGAAAGAAGGAAUGAGCAGGAGACAGACAAAAUGGAGGAAAUGGAGGUGCUGGCAACCCGGCAAGUCUAUGGUAAAGAUGAUGCCUGGAUUACCUUUGACCUGACCCAUCAGGUCAACCUUUGGUGUAAGGCAGAGAGCUCCGCCCACCGACUGGAGGUCCACAUUGCAAGUCUGGGUUCUGAUGGUGGGAAGACCCCCCAGGUCAGAGAAGAGGAUGGAAGGAAAGAGUUGGUCGAUGUGGAUGUUGACAUGGGCUCAGAUGGUAAACACAUGCCAGUGGUGAUUGUGUUCUCAGAUGAUCAGAACAGAGAUCAUCGUGAGGAGGACAAGCGGGAGCUCAACCAGUUUACAGAACAUGAGAAUGACCUGCCGGCUGACCUGGAGUCGAGUCCACAGGUGAAUUGGGGGGACCAGGCUGGGAGCGAUGCUAGGAACACUGAUAGAGAGGAGCUGGACGAGGAGACUCUCAUGCAACUGCACUCCAACCUCAUUUAUGACACGCCUCCCCGAAUCCGCCGCAACACCAAGGGUGACCCCUGUAAGAAGACCCCUCUCUAUGUGGAGUUUAAGGACAUUGGCUGGGAUACUUGGGUCAUACAGCCCCUGGGCUAUGAAGCCUAUGAGUGCAAUGGUGUAUGCAGCUACCCUAUGACCUCUGAGGUCUCGCCUACCAAGCACGCCAUUGUCCAGAGUCGGCUGAGCAGUAAGAUUCCACAGAAGGCGUCACCAGCCUGCUGUGUUCCCACCAAGCUAGAGCCCAUCUCACUCCUUUACGUCGAGGACGGAGGAGUGGUCACCUACAUGCACAAGUAUGAGGGCAUGGUGGUGUCAGAAUGCGGCUGUAGAUAG
Molecule: messenger RNA, 1422 nt
Organism: Oncorhynchus masou masou (cherry salmon)
Lineage: Eukaryota; Metazoa; Chordata; Actinopteri; Salmoniformes; Salmonidae
Product: bone morphogenetic protein 10-like
Exons: 2
Coding region: 1-1422 (473 amino acids)
Biological process (GO): BMP signaling pathway
Cellular component (GO): extracellular region
Molecular function (GO): growth factor activity; cytokine activity
Source: RefSeq, a predicted model, not a curated record